AUGGAGCCUGGAGUCGAGGCCCUGCUCCGCAGCUCCUAUGGCCCUAUGGCUUUGUUGCGUAUCCCGGCUGAGCACCUGAGCGAGGGGGGGGGGGAAGGCUGGGCUGCGAUCGAUCUGCCAGAAGGCGGCAAGGCGGUUGACAGCCCGUCACCUGUGGCCUACAACAAGAAUCGGAGCGAUGCAAAUGCUUGUCCAAGAAAAAUAAGCUUGCGAUGCUGCAAUCUCGCUCGACCCGGACUUGCUUUGGGUUUUCGGCCCCUCUUGCGGCCUUUUUUCUUUCUCCCUUCUCAACGGCGGUGGAACGAGCCCAAGCUUGUCAUGGCAGGGGACUCCCAGCCGCACCCCAAGUCGGACCCCCAGUCGCCGUUCCCGCCCAGUCGCCUUGGGAACGGUGACAGGGCCAGAGGGCGAACAACAAUGCCAUGGCGGGCCCCGAAGUACUUCGUAUGGGGAAUGCGCCAGGAAAAUGAAAGCCCACCGAACAAGGACAUGAGUUUCGUCCUUCGUACUGGGUACAGAGAGAGCCAUCUCGAUCCCCCAUCGAAUCGAGCAAAGGCAUUUGGAAAAACGUACGAUUAUUCAAGGAUGCAGGCGCUAUUGGACCAAUGGAAGGUGCUGUACCCGCCGCUUUCCCAAAUCGAGCAAGGUGACCGCUGCAGCGCGGUGCAGGCAUGA
Molecule: messenger RNA, 675 nt
Organism: Chaetomium globosum CBS 148.51
Lineage: Eukaryota; Fungi; Ascomycota; Sordariomycetes; Sordariales; Chaetomiaceae
Exons: 3
Coding region: 1-675 (224 amino acids)
Source: RefSeq, a predicted model, not a curated record